Molecule: messenger RNA, 1290 nt
Organism: Cyclocybe aegerita
Lineage: Eukaryota; Fungi; Basidiomycota; Agaricomycetes; Agaricales; Hemipholiotaceae
Source: the annotation of a GenBank genome assembly
AUGGACUACUACCUCUUGCCCUACCGCGGAAUCACCGCGUUCUUUCUCAAAUUCCCUUCCAUCAAGGACUUCUUCAACAACUACAGGCCCUAUGUUCGCCACCUUCCCGUGUCGAAGCCUCGUCGGCAGAAGAAGGCCGCUGCCCCAAUCACCUGGAACAAUAACCCGUCUCGCCUCGCCCGCAUCAUGAACAAGGGUACCUUCGUCAUGUCCGACUGGAGCAACGGCGGCAACGUCGUUCAUCAGGGAUACGACUCGUACGACGUUCCACAAGGAUCCGUCCUCUUUGGCAACGAUCCUAUCGCGCCACCGGACCCCCGCACCUACGAGCUUGCCUUAUCCCCAGCUCGUUAUGUCCCCAAGAAGUCGCAGAGCGACUCUCUUCUCUAUUUCACCUCCGACGUUCCUCAAGAUUCUCUGCUCUUCCAAGUCGGACCCCCAGGUGGGACGCUCGACAUACCGAUUCGCCCCAAGGCUGGCGAGGGCAGGCCGUCAUUCCUGGACUGGAACAAUGUUCGUCGGCUUGCGGCUGCCUUCUACGAGAAACAAGUUGGCGCGCGUACCAACACGCUCGACAUCACCUGGGAAGAGAACCAGGUCGAUCGAGCUGGAUGGAGGGGCAGAUACGUGGUGAAGGAGCUCUUCCGUUACUUGAACGCCAACUACGUCUCGGACGGCCGUGAUGCGUACCCGUUGACCGCCUCCUUCGCGUGCAUGCACUUUACUGUCCCAGAGACGGUUAGAGACCUUACUACACGCGACCCGUUGGGUAACCCCACUGAGGAGAACGACUUCAUCGAAUUGCAGCAUGCAUUGGGACUCAAGGAGCUCUACUGGAAUGGCGACUUCGCUCUCCUCGCCGCCAAAUUCAUUAAUAUCCCCUUCCACCAACUCUCUACCCUCUCUAUCACGGGAUGUGUCCUCUCAACCAACGACGCUAUUGCAAUAUUGCAUUCCUGCCCAGACCUUACACGAGCCGAGCUUGGGACCGUGGACAGUGUAGCAGCGUCCGUUCGCAAUGUGUCCUUGAAGCCCAGUGCGUAUCGCCUAGAGAAAAUGGGGCUCUUGACGGACCUGAAAAUGACGUCCAACGAUCCCGUAAACCCGAUUUUCGAUCGCCUGGGGCUCCAUGGGCUAUGCACCCUGACUUUAAUUCUCAAGGAUGGAAGGAGCAUCUUCCAAGCUCUGGACGGUAUUCACCCGUACGUUACCCUGAAUGUUACUGGACCCCUGCCUCCAUCUCAGAAGAAAGCGCUUACGAGCAAGUUCGAAAAGGUACAAUUCAUGUAA